AUGGGAGCCUCUGGGAGAAGGGGCUCACCCCCUUUUACCGUCCAGAUAAACCUUCCCAUCUUCUCUUGGGCCCAAGCCAGAAACACAUUGUUCCCUUCAGCUCUCACUAUGUUCCCAGGAACUAGACGGAUGACUGUCACUCCCAUCAUGCCCCAUCGUUCUGCCUCUGCGCCCACCUUUCUACGUCCCUGCAAUGCUUUUCCCCUCUUUGUCCGUCAUUCCUCCAUGUCCCAAAGGCCGGCUCAGACCCCGGCUCAGACCCAGCUCUUCUGGGAACCUGGCCCUCCAGGCAUGUUGUCUACGCCGCUCUCAAGCUCUUGCUCUAGCAUCCGGGAUGGGGCGUUGAUCCAAGCUCACCCCACGGGCUGCUGGGAGGAAAGAGCUUUGUGUAAGUGGAGUCCACCAGCGCUGGGAGCCUGCUGGCCAGCGGGCGGAGGGAAGAGAGCCUGGCCCUCUGGAGGCAGCGAGGAGAGGUGCCGAUGGGAGGGGAGACGCCCCGAUCUCUCUUCUCCUCCCAUCAGGCUGGGCCCUGGGAGUCUGGCAGCCAGCCAUGAGCGAGCCUGCAGGACUGGGCAGAGGGGCCUCCCUCCCCUCGGCAGCUCCGGUCAGGGCUCGGCCUCCAGCCGCCUUCCUGCCUGCCUUCCUUCUUUCAUAGGCGUCUUCCCCAAACCCCUCAUUGCGGCCUCCCCCCAGGCCCCAGUCGCCCCUGGGACGGCAGUGGCCAUCGGCUGCCGGGGGCCGAUCGUGCCAGCCACGCUCUCGGGGGGCUACACGUUUGCCCUGCUGGAGGCGGAGAGCCUGGAGCUCUUGCAGCGACGGAGCCCUGCAGGAACCACGGCCAACUUCUCCCUCCCAGCCGCGAGGGCCCUGGACACUGGGAGCUACCGCUGUGUCUACUACAAGAAGACGGCGCCCCACCGAGGGUCAGCACCCAGCCAGGCUCUGGAGCUGACUGUGCUGGGACCCUGGCCCAAACCCAGCCUGUGGGCCCAGCCUGGCCUCGUGGUGGUUCCGGGGACCGACGUCACUCUCUGGUGCUCGAGGCCCAAGCUGUUGUCCCCCCAAGAGAAGAACUUCACCCUCUGGAAGGCUGGGAGGCAGCAGCCGCUUCAGAACCGGAGCUCAGCUCAGGCCUGGACAGGCUUCCUCCUCUCUUCUGUCGGGCUGGAGGAUGCCGGGAGCUACCGCUGUGCUUAUGGGGAACCGAGAGGCUCUGCUAGAGAUUCAGAGCCCAGCGACGCCCUGGAGCUGAUGGUGACAGGAUCUCUCCCCAAGCCCUCCCUCUCAGCCCUCCCAAGCCUUGUGGUGGAGCCGGGCACGCAUCUGACGCUCCAGUGCCGGCAGCCUCUUCAGUCCCCCCUCUGGGGGGUGACAUUCGCUCUGCUGAAGGCGGGGACCCCUCAGCCCUUGCAGAGCCAGAGCCCAGCGGGGACCUCAGCUGUCUUCCCCCUCCUCUCUGUGAGGGCCCAGGAUGCCGGCAACUACAGCUGCAUCUACCAUGGGAAGGAGGGAUCCCAGGUGUCUGAGCCCAGUGAGGUCCUGGAGAUCUGGGUGACAGGAGCUCCACUGGGAUCCUAUCCCAGGCCAAGCUGUCGAGAGUUGAAGACAGGAGCUCCACUGGGAUCCUAUCCCAGGCCAAGCUGUCCGGAGUUGAAGACAGGAACAGUUAAUUCCCCUUACCAUCCUGGUGUUUGGAGUGGGCUUUAUUUGGAUCCAUUCAUCCUCCCCUUUAUCCUGUAGGAGAGGAAUCAGCCUACUUAAGGAUCUCUGAGGUAUUGCUAAAAUAAAACAUUUCACACAAUGCAAAUAAAUGCAUAAUUCCCUGACUCUCCAUAAUGCUUGAGACUU
This is a messenger RNA of Monodelphis domestica (gray short-tailed opossum), 1848 nucleotides long. NCBI's taxonomy places the organism in Eukaryota, Metazoa, Chordata, Mammalia, Didelphimorphia, Didelphidae. The record is from RefSeq and is a predicted model, not a curated record.